UCAGUUAGUUGCCCGCCGAUACUCGAACAGCGUCGUGGUAGAAGUGCGCGACCGCCGACGCCAAAUUUGAAAUUCCGCGUUGGUUUUUACCUUUCGUGCCAUAUAAUUGACCGUUUUCCUCUUCUCUACGCGUCUUCGUCGCGGUUUUCUUGUUAUCUAUUCAAAUUAAUAGAAGUUUUAACGAAAACACUAAUACCUCCUCGUAUAAAGUAGUGUCAGUUAUAAUCUAGUGCGCGAUUAUUCGAUGUGUACACAGUGAUGUCGACGCAAAAUUACUACAAGGAAAAGCUAGGAUUCGAUCCUAGGGAGUCCAUUUACAACGACGGACCUCCGGAAAAGUACAGGAGGACCGAGGAGGUUCCUCAUGGGUACGAAGAGAACCUUACCAAAUUUAAAGGUACUAUAUGGGAUUUAUUUAUUGAGGCUACUUCAGAUGAGAGAGACGCAGUACAAAAGAAGACGUUCACGAAAUGGGUCAACAAACAUCUGAAAAAGACUUACACCUGUCUUCAUGUGUGUGUUAUUGUGAACAACAGCCCCUGUUGUGCCCCCGCUAGACGAAAUAUUAGAGAUCUUUUCGAAGACUUACGCGAUGGACAUAACCUAAUAUCUCUCUUGGAAGUUUUAACUGGCGAACAACUGCCAAGAGAAAGAGGUCAAAUGCGCUUCCACAUGCUCCAUAAUAUCGAUACCGCGCUUCAUUUUCUUCGAUGUAAAAACGUCAAGCUUGUCAACAUCCGUUCGGAAGAUAUCGUCGAUGGUAACCCCAAGCUUACCCUAGGUCUGAUAUGGACUAUCAUCCUGCACUUCCAGAUUUCCGACAUAGUAGUCGGUCAAGAACCGAACGUAUCCGCAAAAGACUACCUGCUGCGAUGGGCCAAGCGCACCACCCACAAGUACCCCGGCGUGCAAGUGCAGGACUUCACCAAGUCCUGGAGGGACGGGCUGGCCUUCAGCUCGAUCCUCCACAGGAACAGGCCCGAUUUGAUCGAUUGGAGUCGCGCGCGCAGUCAAAGGCCCAGAGAACGGUUGGAGACUGUGUUCUUCGUGGCCGAGAAGGAGUACGGAGUCACCAGGCUCUUGGAUCCAGAAGAUGUUGACACUCAUGAACCUGAUGAGAAGUCGCUCAUCACCUACAUUUCGUCUCUGCACGAGGUAUUUCCAGAGCCUCCGCCAAUUCAUCCUCUCUACGACUCUGCCGCUCAACAACGUGUACAAGAAUAUAGAGAAAUUGCUUCCAGCUUGCAUAUGUGGAUCAGAGAAAAGUACAGUCUCAUGCAGGAUCGCGCUUUCCCACCUACUCUGAUCGAAAUGAAGAAACUAGCCGCCGAAUCUCAAAGGUUCCGCACCGACGAGAUACCACCAAGACAAAGGGACAAACAGUACUGCCAUCAACUUUUCAGGGACCUCGAAAAGUACUUCAAGAGCGUAGGCGAGGUUGAUAUAGAACCCGAGUUGCAUAUUGAUAAUAUCGAAAGGAAUUGGCAGCGUUUGAUGAACGCGUAUCAAGAACGAGACAGGCACAUAUUGGAAGAAAUCAAGAGGUUAGAAAAGUUGCAAAGAUUGGCCGAAAAAGUACACAGAGAAAUCAAACAAACCGACGGUCAUCUCGAUCAAAUCGAACACGCUAUCGAGACCGAAUCAAGAAGGAUCGACCGAAUUCACCCGCUGGAGGCUAAGAAGAUCGCUGACCAAAUCGACCACGACCUUGUCGUAACUGAACAAGCCAUACAGUCGUUGAAGUCAGACGUAAACACUUUGCGUAAUGGCAGAUACCCCCAGGCUGGCGAACUGGAUAAACGGGUUAACAAACUGCACGAAAAAUGGGUACGUCUGCGACACAAUCUGCACAACAAAAUUGUCGGUCCUCUGGCUAACAUGAGUUUCCCAGUGGAAGAGCGAACAGUUACCAAACACAUCCGUACCGUACAAGAAACAAGAAAUAUCGAAACCAAUCCCCACUUUAGGUCUUUACAAGAACACAUCGAAUGGUGCAAGAAUAAACUGAAACAACUGAAGAAGGCUGAUUAUGGAACUGACUUGCCCUCUGUCCAGCAAGAACGCGACAUCCAUCAAAGAGAACAUAAGGUCAUUGAUCAGUAUCAUUCCAAAGUAGAACAGUGUGUUAAGGCUAGACAGUACUUCAGCGGCGAAGAACUGACUCUUUAUAACCAGCAUUUGGGUCAGCUUCAAAAAGUCUAUGCUGAACUUCUUUCGUUCAGUACCAACCGCAUGACUGAUUUGGAUAGCUUGCUGGACUUUUUGCAAUCGGCGACCAGGGAAUUGCAAUGGCUGAAUGAAAAAGAGGAAAUUGAAGUUACCAGAGAUUGGAGUGACGUUAAGUUAGACGUUGUUGGCAUUGAAAAACAUUUUGAGCAUCUCAUGAGUGAACUAGAAAAACGAGAAAUUCAAUUCAACUCAGUUUUGGAACGCGGCGAAGCUCUAGUCCUACAAAAUCAUCCCGCUACCAAGGCUAUCGAGGCACAUAUGGCCGCCAUGAAUGCCCAGUGGGCUUGGUUACUUCAAUUGACCCACUGCCUGGAAACCCAUCUUCAAAACACCAGAGUUUACCAACAGUUUUUCAAGGAUAUUCAUACUGCGGAGGAAUGGCUUAAAGAGAAAGACGAAAUCAUGAACAACGAAUUCAGUCAAGGAGAGUUUAGUUUAGAUGUCGGCGAACGACUUCUUCAGGGUAUGCAAGCGCUGAGGGACGAGCUUAACUCGUUUGGUGAUCAAGUUCAAGCAUUGACUGCCAGAGCCCAAAAUGUAGCGCCAUUGAAACAACGAAGACAACCCAUAACCAGACCAAUAAUUGUCACUGCUAUCUGCAAUUACAAGCAAAAUGAUUUUGUAAUUGAAAAAAAUAAGGAAUGCACCUUAACUGACAACUCUGGACGUAUUAAAUGGCGCGUCCACAAUGAAAAGGGUAUAGAAUGUCAAGUGCCUGGCGUAUGCUUCGUGAUUCCACCACCUGAUAAAGAAGCUUUAGAUGCAGUAGAUCGCUUGAGAAGACAAUAUGACAGGUCUCUUGCUUUAUGGCAAAAGAAACAACUUAGAAUGAGACAAAAUAUGAUUUUCGCUACUAUUAAGGUAGUGAAAGGUUGGGACUUGCCACAAUUUAUUGCUAUUGGUGCUGAACAAAGAAAUGCCAUCAGGAGAGCUCUGAAUGAGGAUGCCGAUAAGCUUAUGGCGGAAGGAGAUCCUUCUGAUCCUCAAUUAAGGAGGUUAAGAAGAGAAAUGGACGAAGUAAACCGUCUGUUCGAUGAAUUCGAGAGACGAGCCAGAGCCGAGGAAGAAAGCAAAAACCAAACCAAAAUCUUCAACCACCAAAUAUCCAAUCUUCAGCGAGCUCUUGAUGAGGCCGAACGUAUCAUUAACCAACGUGUAAUAGCUCCUUUACCCAGAGACGUAGACACCUUACAACAUUUAAUCUUAGAACAUAAAGAAUUCGAAUCCCACCUGCAAAACCUUGAGCCAGAAAUUGAGCAAGUUAAAGACACUUUCAGGUCAAUUACUUUGAAAACGCCUCAGCACAAAAAAGACCUCGAAAAAGUUCUGGAUAAGUGGAACUAUAUUUGGAGUACCAGCAAUCUAUAUAGUGAAAGACUCAAAUGCAUCGAAAUCGUUCUUAAUGGUAUCGAUGAUGCCGAAGAAGCCAUCAGUAAAUUCGAAAGCAAACUGGCAAGUUUCAGUGAGCUUCCCAACACAGAAAAAGGACUUAAUAACGUUUACGAACAGUUAUCAAAAUUGGAAAGAGAUGCUGGUCAGCAACAGAUGGCCAUGGAUCAGUUAAACGACGAUUUUGAUAAUGCUAGACGCUUGACUGAAAAGUCCAGACCUAACCAAAGGGGACCUCACGCCGAUGUCGAAAGACUAGAUAAAGAUAUUCAAAGGUUGAAUAAAAGAUGGUCCAAAGUUUGUCAGCAAAUAACUGAUAGACUUAAGGGAUGCAAACAAGCUUACGACUUAUUACAAAAAUACGGAGAAGCCAAACAGGUAGAAGAUAAUUGGUUGGAUGAUCAGUAUGGCAAAUUAGAAAACCUACAACCCAUUAAAGACAGAGCAAAAGAACAAUUGGAUGCGACAAGGAACCUGUUAAACGCUGUAGUGGAACGCACCCCUAAGAUAGAACAAGUCAAUCUAAACGGUGGUAGAUACAUCAGGGAAGGAAAGAUAUGGAGCAAGGGCAUCCAGAAAUAUCGAGACUCCCUCCUGGAAAUCCACCCUUCCUGGGACGUGACCGACAUCUACAGUAAACAGGAAUUUAUAGCAUCAGGAGCAGAAAUAGUAGCCAAUGAACUGGACGAAUUCAAUUCCAGAUAUCAGUAUCUGAUGGACGAGAUCUACGGAAGGCUGCAGGAUGUUGCCAAGUUGAAUCCCAACGACAUAGUAACUUUGCGAUUGGUCGAGCAAAUGCAGCCUCAGCCUUUUAAAACGUUCAGGACUGAAUUUCACAUGAGUAGCGCUAGUGAACACACAUCUACAUACACUACUACGACUCAUUAUAGCAAACAGUACGUUAAAUCUACGAAAACAGAAAAUGGAACUACGAUUAAAAUAUCUGAUGACCAGCAAAGACAUUACACCGACGAAACUGACAAAAUCACAAAUGGUCGUCCACCCGAUAAACACACCACCUUAACGCAAAUAAUUCAGGAGGUACCUCAAACUUACGGUACCUCCAUGCAGUUCUCAGAAAUCAAGUCUUUAAAACGCGUCCACAAGGUGCACGAAAGCAUCAGCACCGAAAAUAUAGUAGACGUAGCUGGAAUCAUCAAUCCGUUCACCGGUGAACAAAUGACCGUUAGGGACGCCAUAUCCGAACGAAUUUUGGACGUGAGAACUGAAAAAAUUAUCGCCUCACCCGACGGCACUCAAAUCACCAUCGAAGAAGCAAAAAGAAAAGGUCUUAUCGACCCGAAACUAGCAGAUAAACUUCAAAGCCCUUGCGGCGUUAAAGAAGACGGUCGAGAAUUAACCCUUCUGGAAGCCAUCCAACGAAGACUUUUAGAUGCAGAAACCACUUUUGUUGAUUCUUCUGAAAAACGUUUAAAGGUAACACACUCCAUGACAAUCAAUCAAGCCAUUGAUGAUGGAAAGGUAGACGUAACUUCAGGAACGUACAAAUUAGACAGCGGAGAAAUUAUCGAUAUCAAGGAAGCGUAUAAAAGAGGUUAUUUGCUACAGCACACCGAAGUUAAACUCCAAACGGGAGCUUUGGCACUUGCGGACGUGAUAACCCAAGGGCUUAUUGAUGACGUGACCGGUUGGAUCGUCGACAGAAAUUCCGGAAAUAAGUAUCAAAUAGACGCGGCGGUUAAAUGUAACGUCGUUGAGGGGGAUUUAAGGGAAAUAGUCAACUCUAAGACAGACUCGAAAGUAACGGUAGUACAAGCGCUAGAAAAAGGAAUUCUAAACCCCAAACUAGGUAAGUACGUGUUAGGCCACGAAAAAUUAUCACUCCUGGAAGCUAAGCGCAGACAGCUAAUUGUAAAACCCAAAACGUUAAAAGAACUAGUUGAUGAUAAUCUUAUAGACGAAAAUGGAAAGAUCCUUUCGCCUCUUCACCAAACCAAACUUACCCUUCUCGAAGCAGCAGAACGCGGCGUAAUCGAUGUAGACCAAAUUAAAUCUAUUUUAGAUCAUCGUUCUAACGAAUUAGUGACUUUAUCUGAAGCACUCCAAAGGGGCGUUAUAUUACCUGAUAGCACGUUUAAAAACUCUGUUACGGGAGAGAUUUUAACUAUUGUCGAAGCUGUGAACAGGGGUUAUAUUAUUUCGGUCGUAAAAAAAUCGAUAUUCGACGUAGAUGGGUUCCAACCUCCCGACAAAUCCGACUAUAUUAGUUUUAACGCGGCCUCGGCUAAGGGCUUUAUUAGUAAUAAGUACGACGGUAGUUUGCUAGUUAAUACAAAGAGCGGUAAGUUAGUACCUUUUAGCGACGGUGUUCAUUCUGGCGAAGUGAAACCCGAAAUUUACGAAAUGUUAACUCGAAAAAUCGGUAUUUUUGAAAAUCAGCAAGAACUGAAUGUGCUGGAAGCCGUUUUCAAGGGAUACGUCGAUACGAGAAGCGGCAAUUUAAUCGAUAUAAAGACGAAUAAAGUGAUAUAUCUCAACGAAGCUAUUGCUCAACAUUUAAUUACUCCAGAAGGAGCGGCUACUCUAAACAGCUUACUAAAUUUACAUGUAUCCACGAAAAUUACCCGAACUUUGGUUCAAAGGUAUGCUACGGUAACAAGUAAGGACAUUACACAAGAAGUUAUCACUUAUACUGAGGCUCUACGACUUGGGUUAAUAAGCAACGAACAACAAACAUUUACGGAUCCGAAGACAAACGAAAUAAUUCCUAUAGUUCAAGCUAUUAGUGAAGGAAAAUUGGCACCAGACGUUGAAAAUUCUGAAAAAGUUAUUACCCCUAAAGGCUCCCAUUCGACAAUUAUAACUAUAACCAGCAAGAAAGAAUCUCCGAUUAUAACAGAGGGAAUUGUAUCAGAUAGCAGAAGCUCUACUAGUGAAUUUUUAGUCAGUGAAAAGAAAUCAUCGGAAAAACAAGUAUAUGAAUUGCCUAGCGAGGGAUGGACUUUAAACGAUGCUAUUAACCAAAAAUUAUUUGAUCCCGUAACAGGUCUGUUUAUUAUUCCUGGAACAGACCGAUUAGCGAGCUUUGAGGAGUGUAUCAGCUUAAAGCUAAUUAACCAGAAUUCCGCUACAGUUAUUGACCCUAUAACCAAACGCCGUCUUAUUAUAGCGAAGGCUAUCGAGAAAAAAAUUCUGGAUAGUACGGGGCAUUACAAAAUUGAUAACGAAACUCUCACUGUUCAAGAAGCUAUUAAGCGCGGUUAUAUUUUGCUUGAAGAAGUAAUUCAAACUGAUCAAAUUAAUCAAAGACUUCUUCAAAUCACCAAAACAGAAGGUAAGCCAGCUAAAGUUGAAGUUUCGUCAGUGCUCGAUGAAUAUCCACCUGUCUAUACGGAAGUGAAAAUGUCUGAAGGUGCAGUUGUUCAGCCAGUGCAAAUACAACAUGAUGCAGUUUUUGACCCAACAACAAUCUCGGUUAUUUAUCCUGAAAAAAGUGAAAAGGUUGAAUUAAUAACCGCUGUUUUAGACAAUAAAAUUCCGGCCAAUACCGUAAAGGUAACAGAUCCGUUCAGCGGUAAACCUUUGGAAAUAAAAGAAGCUAUUAGAAGAAAUAUUAUUGAUCCAGUAAAAGGAAAUUACAUCGAUAAAACAGGCCAAAAAAUACCGUUAAAAGAGGCAGCUAAAUAUGGUAUUCUUACUGUAGUUGGUGCUCCAGUGGCUGCCGUCCAAACAAUUAUGAAAACAAUUAGAACAUUUUAUGUUGUGAAUCCCAAAACUGGUGAACAAGUUUCAGGUGAAGUUGCUCUAAAAGAAGGUUUGAUAGAUUUAGCAACUUAUGAGAAGAUGAAGGCUGAUCUGGACAAUGUAGAUACGUCAGGAACAACUCAUAAACUGAAAACUACAACAACAUUUACUUCUACGACAACUUUAAAGAUUACAGAUCCUAAAACUGGCCAAACAUAUACUCCUCAAGAAGCGCUAGAUCAAGGUUUAAUUACUAGCGAGCAGUUAAAAGAAUUAGAAGACAAAAAUACUCAAUCUACUCUUACCAUUACUACAUUAAAAAUCACUGAUCCUCAAUCAGGUCAAACCUAUACUCCUGAAGAAGCACUAAAAAUUGGACUUAUUACAGAACAGCAAUUAAAAGAUUUAGAAGAUAAAUAUAAAAAUACUGCUGCUCUAAAGAUAGCUGAUAUUAAAACUAAUCAGACGUAUACUCCAGAGGAAGCUCUGGCUAAAGGAAUAAUUACUAGUCAACAGUUAGAAGAACUAAAACUGAAGAAUGAAGAUCACGGAGCUGUAACUCUCAGUAUUACUGAUUCUAACACUGGCGAAAUAUAUACUCCGCAGGCAGCAUUAGAGCGUGGACUUCUUACAAAUGAGCAGCUGAAAGAAUUUGAAAAGGAAUCUCCUGUCUCGGUUAUGGAUAUAUCUGACUCUAAUAUAACUAAGCAUCAGAACUUAAUAGAUAUUAAAGAAGUCACAAAGCAACCGACAAUAACUAAAACAUUGACAACAGAUACUCUUAGUUUAGAUGAUGAAUAUGGUCCAUCUGAAGCUGAAAAAACUCGUGCGAGAAUUACAAUUGAACCAACAUACAGAGUUAAAAUUGGAAGAGCACAAUCACUCAGCCCCGACCGUGAGGCUAAGAGAACAGUACUGCAUAAACUCAGAAAGAGAGUACUGAAAUCUAAAGACGCUGUACAGACAGGUCUUCUAGAUUCAGAGACCGCUUCUAUUUUAGAUAAUCGUGAAAAUUUUGUGAACGAUUCAGGGGAGCCUUUAACAUUGCAGGAAGCUAUUGAAACAAAUAAAGUUGACGGUACGCAAGGAACUAUAAUAGAUCCUCAGAGAGGACACAAACUUAACAUCACCGAAGCUCUUGAGAGGGGAAUCUUAGAUCCGGACGGAACCAAUCAAGUACUAGUGCCUUUGAACCGUAGUUUAACUGUACCCGAAUUAGUUAAACAGGGUCUGAUCGAUCCCGAAAGUCGUAAAGUCGUCCAUCCAGAAACUGGUGCCCAUUUAAGUAUUAGCGAAGCAAUUAUCUGUGAUAUCAUUGAUCCAUUAAGCACUUUAGUGGAAAAAACUGGUGAUAAAGUAACCUUAAGCCAAGCCUUAGAAAAAGGAGUUGUUGAUGAUGAAGAGUCGCUGAUUGAUACAAGUAGCGGUGUUAAAAAAUUAGAAGAAGCAGUUACAGAAAACAUAUUUGACGAAUCAUCACAGUCAGGUCCGUUAAAUCUACCACCGGCUGGAAUGACAUUAGAUGUAGCUAUUCGAAGAGGUCUGGUCAAUCCAGAUAAAAAAGAAAUUGUACAUCCCAUCACAAAGGAUGCUAUACCCAUUACGGAAGCUAUUAAUGACAACUUUAUAAUGUCACUACCAAUUCCUGCCGCUCCACAUGCUGUUAAAAUAGAAGACGCAUUAGAAUCCGAUCUUAUAGAUACCGAUAGUGCAACGUUUAGAAAUCCUCAAACUGGAGAGGUAUAUCCCGUUUCUGAGGCUGUCGAAAAGGGGUUGCUAGUUGUUAAAGAUCAAACCGACACUGCUUCCUUUGUAAUUUCAAGUCCUGUUACCACCGUAAGUGCAGUUGCCGAUACUAUUCAUACUGUAACAACACUUACAAUUGAGAUUUUAUCAGGUUAUGCACUACUAAACAAUCAUGAAGUACAAAAUAUUGAAACUGGACAAAUAAUUUCUAUCCAGGAAGCUAGAAAGAGAGGUAUAAUUAAAGAUAUUAGCCAAACGAAAAACAAAACCGUUAUUAAAGGUAACCAUUUAUCAUUUUCUGAUGCCCUUCAAAGAGGCCUUGUCGAUAUGAAUGCUGGAGUUUUUACAGAUCCUACUUCUGGCGAAAAAGUUACUAUUCAACAAGCUCUACAAGAGGGUAAAAUAUUAAGUACUCCAGAAAUAUCGCACGAUAUAACUGAAACUUCUGCUACAGUAUCUACACAUAAAACUAGUGAACUUAAUAUUCACGAAGCUUUUGAAACCAUUUAUGAUGAGAAGACUGAAAAAUUUGUUGAUCUUAAAGAUAAUAAUAAAGAAAUUACAUUUAAGCAGGCUUUAGAAAAAGAAAUUAUAGAUCCAAAUUCUAUUAUAUAUGAUGUAACAGCUCAAAGACCCAUUACAGUAGAGCAAGCAGUUGAAAAGGGAUUAAUUGAUAGUCAAACUGGUAAAAUUAAGGAUGAUAAGACAGGAAAAAGUAUUAAUUUUAAAGAAGCUACAAAAAAGGGACUCAUAGCUGUCUUAGGAGGAUUAGCUUUGCCUGUGGUAGCUCCGGUAGCAGCUGGUGUUGCCGCUGUUCAGGCUGUGAAAGACUAUGCCGGUAAAAGAAAGCAAGUUCAACAAGAUAAAGUACAUGUUUCGAAUGUUACCACCGCAAGUCAACAGAAAACAUCCACAGUGCAUAUUUUGAAAAAUGAGCAAUCUGUAUCGAGCGCUGAUAUUGUUCAAAUACUACCAAUCGGUGAUGCUAUUGCACAAAAAUUAAUAGAACCAAAAAUAUGCCGCAUUAUUUAUCAGAAAAAGGAACUACCCUAUACAGUACAAGAUGGAUUAGAUCAAACUAAAGUUAGCCCUCUUGAUGUAAUUCAAGUUAUAACAAAUCAUAGAGUUAUUCUAGUAGAAGUUCACAAAUCUGCCAUAUUGACCAUUUCUAAACAAAUGACGGCAGAUAAGUUAUCCGAACUUGGGUAUUAUGAUAAAAAACGAAGAUUAUUUUUGGAUCCUCAAACUGGUAAUCAUAUAACAUUUGAAGAAUUAAUUUACGAAUUAGGAAUUAUUGAUCCCGAUACUGUUUUAGUAAAAGAUUUAACUAAAAAACCACCUACAUACAUCACUUUGCACGAAGCUUUAGAUAGACCUUUAGUUGAUCGACAGACCGGAUACAUGGUGGACCCAAAAACGGGCAAAAGAGUACCUUUCUUUGAAGCAGUUAAGCUAAGAUGGAUUAUACACGUUGAUGAUAAACCUAAAGAAAAAUAUAAACCCAUAACCUUGCAGGAAAUCGUCAAAACUGAUAAAUUUGAUCCUAUUAAAGUUGAAGUGAAACUCGGCGAAGAUGCAAUUUCACUUAUUAAAGCCUUAAAUACUAAUCUUGUGGAUGCAAAAUCGGUCACGAUUAAAGAUCCUAAAAACAUGCAGCUGGUACCAUAUUAUGAAGCUGUUGAUAAGCAAAUCGUUGAUCCACAAAGAGGUUUAAUUGUAAAUACUGCCACCCAAAAACCUAUAUCAUUUUCAGAAGGUUUUCUAAGCGGCUUUGUACUAGCAAUACCACGACCCAUUUCAUUACAAGCUGUCAUUCGUAACGGUCAAUAUGACUCUGAGUCAUCCCAAAUUAAAGACCGACUGACUAACCAAUUAGUAUCAGUCAAGGAAGCAGUGGAAAGGCAUAUUAUUGAUGAUAAAAUUAGUGAAAUUAAAGAUGUUAAAGAAGAUACUUAUGUUACUUUACAGGAUGCCUUAACAAGAAAUCUCGUGGAUGGCACGACUGGAAAAAUUAAAAAUACUAAAUCCGGCGAGUUAGUGCCACUUGAUAAAGCUCUUGAGCUACAGUUAAUCCGUACAAAACCUGCUGUUUUCAAUUUACUACAAGCCCUUUUGGCAAAUUAUUACUGUCCCGAAACAGGUCUUAUACUAAAUCCAAUAACGGGAGAGGACAUUACUUUAAUUAAGGCAAUUGAGUGCAAAUUGAUCGAUCCUGUUACAACCAGAAUUAAAGACGACAGACGUGGACGUAUAAUAGAGCUUCAUGAAGCUGUUCAAAGUAAUUUGAUUGACGGAGAAAGAGGAUUAUUAACCAAUCCACUAUUAACUUUGGAUCAAGCUUAUUUGAAAGGUUAUAUACUUAGUACAGUUUUACCUUGGUCUUUACAAGAAACAUUGGCUCAGAAAGUUUAUGAUGUCAAUUCUGGCAAAAUUAUUUUCAAUGAUUCCGUUGUCAGCCUUAUAGAAGCUAUCGAUGGAGGUAUAGUUAACUCUAAUGUUUUGACAGUAAAACAUCCACAAACUGGAGAUAUAAUAACUCUAAAUGAAGCUAUCCAAGCGAAAUUGAUAGAUCCAGUUAAAGGUAUAGCAUUCGAUCCAGUUACUAAUACGGAAAUGAAUCUAGUAGAAGCUCAAGAACGCGGAAUCAUUGUACCUUAUAAUACACAGAUAACAUUACCCGAAGCAGUAUUUAAAGGAUUUUAUGAUCCAGCCACAGGUAAAUUUAUUAAUCCCAAAAAUAAAGAAAGGCUGAAGCCUUCAAGUGCUAUAAAUAGAGGGUAUGUUGACACUUCUGGUACACUGGUAACUAUAGAUGAAGAAAUUGUAACAUUCGAUCAAGCUGUAACUGAUGGUCUCAUUGACACCAACAAAGGUGUUCUCAUGAGUUAUAACGAACCGGUUGACUUUAAUGAAGCUUUCGAAAGAGGUCUGUUUGUAGAAAUUCGACCCCCAAUUCCUCUGAGCGAAGCAAUCGUUAAAGGACUUUACGAUGAAGAGACACAACUGUUUUUGGACCCUCAGACAGGUCAUUAUCUAACUUUGAUCGAAGCUAUAGAAAUAAGCCUAAUUGACGUAGAAUCCGUUAGUGUUAAAGAUACACGUGUUGGUAUUUGGCGUAAGAUACCCUUGAUAGACGCUAUACAUAACAACUAUGUAGACGGGAAUACUGGCAAGGUACGAGAUUUCUCUAAGGGUGAAAACUAUGAAGUUUCGUUGCAGAAAGCCUUUGAUUUAGGACUAUUAGUUGAUAAUAAAGCUGCAGUAUCGCUUCAAAGAGCUAUACACCAAGGUCUGUACGAUGAAGCUACUGGAAAAGUCAUUGAUCCAAUAACGAACAGAAAGAUAACUUUGCAUGAAGCUAUGCGGAAUUUCAAUAUCAAUCCUCUGCUACCUUGUUACUUCGAUAAAAAACAAGGCAAACUAUAUACGCUUAGUGAGACAUGCCGUUUAGGAAUUAUUGAUAAACGUAAUGGUACUUUUAAGAAACCAUUCAGUGACACCUCAAUUACAUUAUCAGAAGCAUUAAACACGGGUCUUAUCGUUGAUAUUGAAACGGCAAACUUUGGACUAUAUGAAGCUAUAGAGAUGGGUCUUUACAGCCCAGAAGACGGCCUAUUUAUACAUCCUACUAGUGCUCGGAGGUAUACUUUGAAAGAGUCUGUUGAAAAUGAACUUAUUAAUCCUGAAACAUCUAUAGUAAAGAAUAGUAAAUUAAACAAAUAUGUUACCUUGACUGCGGCAAUAGAGUCUAAAUUAAUUGAUGAUGAACUAAGCGUAUACAUAUUACCUCAUGGCAAAACGAUAGAUUUUAUCGAAGCGAAAAACAAAGGUUUCAUAGUUACAUCUCAUACUCCGCUUACUUUAGAGGAAGCUAUACAAAACUGUCUUUACAGACCAGAUUCCGGAAAGUUUGUUGAUCCUUUGAAUGGAGAAUUUUAUGACAUAAAGCAAGCACUGAUUAGCAAAUUUAUUGAUCCGCAAACUACAGCUUAUAAAGACCUUACGAAUAAUACCAAUAAGCCACUGCUUUUAGCUAUUCAGGAAGGAAAGAUUGAUGUCGAAAAUGGAAUAGUUUUGGAUUCGAAAUCGAAGAAAGCCUAUAAUUUUGAUGAAGGUUUAAAGAAAGGCAUCUUAGUGACACUGGAUAAACCUCUAGAAGAAACAUUUGAACAACAAACCGUCACUGACAGUUCCGCUGCUCCAAAACCAAUCCGCGAAUGUGCCUUAGAAGAAGCUAUUAGGUUAGAACUAGUAAAUCCCGAAAUAGCGGUUACCAAAGAUCUGCAAACUGGUAGGUUUAAAACCGUUGCUGACGCGAUUAAAGACGGUGAGUUAGAAUUAAAUAAAACGAUUAUUUUUGAUGUUAAAACUACAGCGGUUAAAUCCCUUAUUAUUACGUACGAUCAAACUGUUAUUAUAUAUUUAAAAGAACCUUUAACAUUUAGACAAGCGAUAGACGCAGGUUUCCUAAACGUAAACACGGGUAAAUUUUCGGUGACUAGCGUAAACGAAGAAGUAUCCCUCAAAGAUUCAAUAACCCUUGGGUUUAUCGAUCCUGAUAGUGUGCUGAUUAAAGAUGCCAAUAAAAAGAAAUUGAUAAAACUGCCGGAAGGCUUCAGAAAAGGUCUGAUUGACGCUGAAAAAGGCAAUGUGCUGGAUAGCGCCACCUCUAAACUGUAUUCUUUGCCGGUAGCACUGGAUACUGGUCUACUAAUUACGCCAAAUGUAGGGUUUACCCUGAUAGAAUCGAUAAUUUACGGCAUUUAUAACCCUACAACGGGUUGUUUUACGGAUCCAUUUACUACUACGAAUAUAAUAAAUAGGAAAAAACUUACACUUAUUGAAGCUAUUGACGAAAAUUUGAUAGAUCCUAGUAGCACAGUGGUUAAAGAUUUGGAAUCUGGUACAAUAGUGUCGCUCUUAUCAGGAAUAGAAUCGAAGGUGGUGGACGGUGUGGCAGGUAGACUCCACGACGUACCUGAAAAGAAAGCAUAUGACUUUAAUAAAGCUCUGGAGAAGGGCUUAAUUUUAGCCGCCGAACAGCGGCAAGCCGUUGAAGAAAAGUACAAGCUUUGCGAUGAAACUCUUUCCAAACUUUUACACUGGAUCGGAGAAGUUGAGGAUAAGAUUGCUUCUCAAGAUGUUAUUCACGAGGUUGAAGAAGAACUAAGAAACCAAAUUAAUACAAUGAAGCAAAUUAAAGAUGAUUUGGAUCAACAUUCAGGCCAAGUAUCUCACUGUGGAGAUCAAGUUAAACAGUUAGUUUUGACAGCUGGAGAUAUUCUAUCCAAAAGUGAAGUGUCCGCUCUUGAAAAAAGUGGACGAAAUUUGAAGACCCGUUACGAUAAGGCUGUCGAUAAGACAGAUAAAUUACUAAGACGCCUUUUGGCUUCCAGAGAUGAAUUAGGCAAGCUUAAAGGAGAGCUGAACGUUUUCUCGUCGUGGCUUGGAAAAGCGAGAAGAAUCCUUGAAGAUAAAGAACGCGCUUUGACCGAUCUACAAAGGCUGGACUCCAGUGCUGACAGCACAAAAGAAUUUGUUAGUGAUGUUAUCGCCCAUCAAGCUGACCUUAGGUUCAUCACUAUGUCGGCUCAGAAAUUUGUUGAUGAAGGAAAAGAAUAUCUAAACAUUUUGAACGACUUUAGAACAUCAUUGCCAUCUCGUCUUCCUCAUAUCGAACCUUUAUCUACCCAGGAGUCUCCAGUUCGUAGCGAAAUUUCACUAGUUACUCAACAAUACAGAGACUUGCUAAACAGGGCUAAUAAUUUAUCUGAUCGCUUCUCUGGUGUAGGUGGACGUCAGAGGGAAUACUCUGACGCAGUAGAUCGCGCGAGGCAAUGGCUUCGAGAAGCUGAACCUCGUGCUAACAAGCUGCUUAAUGAGGCUAUCGGAGGAGACCCGAAAACUGUCGAAGACCAGUUACAAAGAGCUAAAGCUCUUAAUAACGAGUUUGUUACCAAUGGAAAAUUAAUUGACGGUGCCAAAUUGGCCACGGCUGCGUUAGUAAAAUCUCUUGAAGGACAAAUUUCACCGUCCGAAAUCAAUCGCCUGGAAUUUCCUGUUCAAGAACUUGAACACAAAUACAAUCAACUUAGCAGCGCUAUUGCUAGCCGUUGUCAAGAGCUCGAUACUGCUCUUAUUCAAUCGCAAGGUGUUCAAGACGCUCUUGACGGCAUCAUCGAUUGGCUAAAUCAAGCUGAAAACCAAUUCAAAAACAUCCAACGACCCGCAUCUUUAAUUCAAGAAAGAUUGGACGAACAACUUAGAGAACAUCGUGUAUUCCAGUCUGAUAUUGACACACAUAUUUCAUCAAUUGAUUCCGUUUAUUUAUCAGCUAACGAAUUAAUUGUUUCGACCAGUAAUGCACGCGUAGCGAAGAAAAUCGAAGGAAAACUGAAUGACGUUAAAACUCGAUUUGAAAAGCUUUUCGAUCGCGUUCAAAGUAGGGGCAUUUUCCUUGGAGAAGUCAACAGGGAUUUAGUGGCUUUUAAUAACCAAGCUGCUAAGUUCGACAAAUGGUACCACGAAAUAAUGGAAAUUAUUGAUUCGCGCGACUUAGCUAAACUUCCCGAUGAGCAAUACGCUUUGCAAAUGAAAGAAAUAGCCAGAAAUCGUGAAGAUAACCGUGCUUUGUUUGAGGAAGUUGUUGGCAUUGGAAAAGAUUUACUUAAUAAGAGGGAUGUUACUGACACUGCUAACGUUAGAGAUCGUGUAAAGAACAUGGAGACGCAAUGGCGAGAUCUUGAGAACCUUAUGGAAGAAAAAUCAAAAUUGUCGAAAUUACGUGCAGAACAACACAACGCUUAUGAAUCCUUGAAAGACGAAGUACUAAGUUGGUUAUCCAGAAUGGAAACAAAAUUAGCCCGCUUAGAUAUAGUGGCCGUCCAUCUUGAUACUUUGAAGAAACAGAACGAAGAACUGAAACCAAUUGCGUCAGAAUAUAAGAGCUACUCAUCAACUAUUGACAGAAUUAAUGACAUUGGCAUUGCGUAUGACAGUUUAAUAAAGGGCGAUCGACCAGAUUCACCAACUAGGCGUAAAGGUUACAGUCCCACUAAAAGAAUCUCUGGACGUCGCCCAUCUCAAGAUGGUCGCUCACCCUCACCAACUAAAGGCCUUAGUCCAUUAUCACCAGGCGGAUCAAGCGGAUUUUCUUCUCGCAGAUCCAGUCAAGAUGGUUUCCACUUGGAAGAGUUGUCUCCUGUUCAACAGCAACUCUCUGAGAUUAACAACAAAUACUCUCUUCUUGGUGUCAAAAUUAAUGAUCGCCAAGCUGAAAUCGAUUCUAUACGCGAAGAGUUAAGAAAACAACAAGAUAAUUUGAAAACACUUAGUGCCUUUUUAGAUAAAAUUCAAAGACAAUUACCCAAGGAUGCUGUUCCGAAUACUAGAGAUGAGGCAGACAAACUUAACAAACAAAUCAAACUGGUAUUAGAGGAAAUGUAUGAAAAACAGUCUCUUCUAGACACUACUAAUAGUCAAAUAAAAGAUUUGUUGAAACGUAAGGCUGGUGCUAUAGGUGCUGAUAAUCUUCACGACGAGCUUGAAGAUGUUAUGUCUCAUUGGAAGAGUCUUAGCGAUCAUCUAAAGAACCGUAUUAAAUUUAUGGAAGAUAUGAAGGAAUUCCACGAUACACAUGACUCUCUUGCUUCAUGGUUAGGUGCUAAAGAACGCAUGUUAACAGUACUUGGCCCUAUAUCCAGCGAUUCGCGUAUGGUUCAAUCUCAAGUACAACAAGUACAGGUGCUACGUGAAGAGUUCCGAUCCCAACAACCCCAAUUGCAACAUCUUAUUGACGUUGGAGAUGAUGUUUUAUCAUACUUGGAACCAAGAUCUCCUGAUCAUCAGAAAAUUAACAACAAAUUAACAAACAUUCAACAAAAGUGGGCCGAUAUAUUAAGUAAACUAGAAGAACGCGCAGAUUCCUUGGGAGCUGCAGCAGAUACUAGCAGAGAGUUUGAUGCACAGUUAACCAGACUUAGGGAUGCCUUGCAAGGUAUUUCAGAUAAUCUGGAUGAAGUUUCUUACGAAAAAGAACCAGAAGAGCAAUUAAGAAAAGUGGAGAAUUUGGAAAGACAACUUGAGGGUCAGCGGCCUUUGUUAGCUGAUCUUGAAGCUAACGGUGCUCAUCUAUGUGAUGUCCUUAGUGAUCCCGCAUCCAGAGCUGAUAUUCAAGCUAAACUUGCAUCUGUUGAUCGUCAAUAUAGGGCACUGCAAAAGAAACUUGAUCUUAAGAAGGCUGAAAUUGAAGGCUGUCUUCGUGAUGGGCGUCAGUUUGAAGCUUCUUGUUCAAAAACUCUUGGUUGGUUAUCGGACGAAUUAGGAUCUUUCAGUGAACGCCUUUUAAUAUCCGCUAUCAGAGAUGUUCUGGAACAACAACUUGCUCACCAUGAACCCAUUUAUCGGGAUAUUUUAGCUAGAGAACACGAAGUGAUUAUGCUUUUGAACAAAGGUCGGGAAAUGGUUUCUCGUCCAACUAAAGGAGACACUAGAAAUUUGCAGAGAGAACUUGAUAAGAUUCAACAAUCUUGGGAUAAAUUACGCAAAGAGGCUGUUGAUAGACAAACUCGCUUACAAACGUGCAAGGAACAUUGUCGUAAAUAUUAUACUGCCUUAGAAUCAUUCCUUCCUUGGUUAAGACAAGCUGAAGAUAAAAUUGAUUCAUUUAGACUUCAAUCUUUUGAAAAGAAACACAUUGAGAAACAACUUAAGGAAAUUCAAAGCUUUAGAAAUGAAAUAUGGAAAAAAUCUGGGGAAUAUGAAAACACUAGAUCACUUGGUGAUACUUUUGUGUCAUCUUGUGAUAUUGACAAGGAAGUUGUGAAAAACGAAUUACAAGAACUUAAAGAACGCUGGGAAAAACUUAACAAUGAUCUUAUACUACGCACACAAGCUCUCGAAGAUCAAGCCAGAAAGCUUUCAGAUUUCAAUGAAAAUCUCAGAGAUCUCAAACACGGUCUUGAACGAUGUGAAGAUAACCUUGCUGCUCAUGAUGCUCUAGGUGGUGCCUCAAGAGAUCCAAAACUUUUAGAUAGAAUUAAAUCUUUAAGAGAAGAGACAAGUAAACUCAAAAAACCCUUGCAAAGUCUUCGUAAUCAAGCUGGAGAUUUGUGUCAAGAAGCCGCUGACGUUGGAAUCGAUGCUAAUCAUCUAAAAUAUGAAGUGGAAAACAUUGGGGAUCGUAUUAACGAUUUGCAAGGAAAACUAGACGAUCGUUGCUCAGAAUUACAAUCUGCCGCUACUGCAGUGACACAAUUCAAUGAUAAAGUUAAAGGCUUAUCUCAUGACCUCUCUGGACUUGAAGCUGAAUUAGACAACAUGAAACCACCUGCAAGAGAUGUAAAAACCGUUCGUGGACAAAUCGAUGAUGUUAACAAAUUUCUUAACAAAAUUAAUAAAGCUUCAAAUGAUGUAGAUGACGCUAUCCAAGCAGGUGAAAGAUUGGUUGACAGUGGUUUCGCACCUGAUACCGCUCAAACUCGCCAACAAGUAGAUACGUUAAAGAAACAACUUGGAAAACUUGACGACAGAGCGCAUAAUAGAGAAAAAGAACUUGAAUCUACCCUCAAAAAACUUGAAGAUUUCUAUAUUAACCAUGCGGAAGUUUUGGAUGGAUUAGGCAAUGCAUCCGAUCAGAUACGUAAACUAAAACCUAUAGGAUCCGAUGUUGAUGGUAUUAGAGCCCAACAGAAAGAUUUCAAGAAGUUUAGAGCAGGCACGAUCGAACCUCUUAGCAGAAAUGUAGAAAGUUGUAACAGAUUCGGCCAAGGGUUAAUCCAAUCAGCCGCUCCUGGAGUCAACACUCAAGCACUGGAGAGAGAUUUAGAAAAAAUGAAUGAUCAAUGGAAUACCUUGAAAGAAAAAAUUAACGAUCGUGAGCGUAGACUUGAUAUUGCCCUAUUACAAUCAGGCAAAUUCCAAGAAGCCUUAGAUGGUCUUGCGAAAUGGCUGGCAGAUACAGAAGACCUUGUUGCUAAUCAAAAACCACCAUCUGCCGAUUACAAGGUUGUUAAAGCCCAAUUACAAGAGCAGAAAUUCCUUAAGAAAAUGUUACUCGACCGACAAAACUCCAUGUCUUCCUUAUUCAAUAUGGGCAAUGAAAUUGCUAAAGAAGCUGAUCCCGUUGAAAGAAAAGCGAUAGAAAAACAACUCAAAGACCUCAUUGGACGGUUUGAUGCUUUAACUGAUAACGCACAACAGCGGACUCUUGCUUUGGAACAAGCUAUGAAGGUAGCUAAAGAAUUCCAAGAUAAACUAGUUCCAUUGCAAGAAUGGUUAGAACGUAGUGAAAAGAAGGUUAGAGACAUGGAACUCAUUCCUACCGAUGAAGAAAAGAUUCAACAAAGAAUUCGCGAACACGAUGCGUUGCAUAAUGAUAUUUUAAAUAAGAAACCUGAUUUUAGAGAACUUACUGAUAUUGCAUCUAACUUAAUGUCUCUCGUGGGUGAAGAUGAAGCUGCCACUUUGGCUGAUAAAUUGCAAGAAGUUACUGACAGAUAUGGCAAUCUUGUUGAAGCCAGUGAAAAUAUCGGACAGCUGUUAUCAGCUUCUAGACAAGGUUUGAGACAUUUAGUUUUAACUUACCAGGACCUAGCUGCAUGGAUGGAUGCCAUGGAACAAAGAUUAGCAAGGUAUAAAGUCCUUGCUGUUCACACUGAUAGAUUGCUUGAACAAAUGGAUGACCUGACGGCCCUAACUGAAGAUAUUGCGGGACGCCAAGCCGAUGUUGACGGCACUGUAGAUUCUGGAGUUGAACUCAUGCGUCAUAUAUCAUCUGAUGAAGCUUUACAACUGAAAGAUAAACUUGAUUCUCUUCAACGUCGUUACAAUGAUCUCACUUCUCGAGGUUCUGAUUUACUUAAACAUGCGGAGAACUUGUUACCUGUGGUGCAGAAAUUCCAUAACAACCAUAACCGCCUUGUUGAAUGGAUGCAAGGAGCUGAGUCAAUUUUACAAUCCGCUGAACCAAACGAAGGAGAUAUUGCACGUUUAGAACUCGAUUUACAAGAACUUAGACCUGUAUUGGAGACCAUAAAUAUUUUGGGACCCCAGUUAUGUCAAGCUAGCCCUGGAGAAGGCGCUGCCACCAUCGAAGGUUUAGUAACUAGGGAUAACAGACGUUUUGAUGCAAUCGCCGAACAAAUACAAAGACGAGCGGAAAGAAUUCAUCUAGGCAAACAGCGAGCUUUGGAAGUUACUGGAGAUAUCGAUGAACUUUUGGAAUGGUUCAGAGAAGUUGAAAAUCAAAUUAGAGAUGCCGAAAAACCAUCCGCCGAACCAGAUUUAAUAAGAGUACAAUUAAAAGAGCAUAAAGCUUUGAACGAUGACAUUUCGAGUCAGAAAGGAAGAGUUCGUGAUGUUCUUUCAACUGCUAAGAAAGUUCUGAGAGAAAGUCCACCAAGUGAGGACACUUCCCUUAUCAGAGAAAAAAUGGAGGAUCUUCGUGAAGCUAUGGACACUGUGUCAGCUUUAAGUUCUGAUAGGUUGGGUAUUUUAGAACAAGCUCUCCCAUUAGCAGAACACUUCCACGAUACCCAUGUCGUUCUAGCGAAUUGGCUGAGUGACAUGGAAGAACAAGUUUCUAUGCUUUCUAUGCCCGCUCUUCGCCCUGAUGCUAUAGCUCAACAACAAGAUCGAAAUGAAAUGUUUUUGCAAUCUAUUAAUGAACACAAACCUCUUAUUGACAAACUUAACAAGACAGGUGAAGCUCUGAUUAAACUGUGCAAUGAGGACGAUGGAAUCAAGGUACAAGAACUUUUAGAUAACGACAAUUCUAGAUAUGCAGCGUUGAAACUUGAACUUAGAGAACGUCAACAGGCAUUAGAACAAGCUAUGCAAGAAAGCUCUCAAUUUUCUGAUAAAUUGGAAGGAAUGUUACGUGCCCUGACUAACACUGCUGAUCAGGUUAAUAACCAAGAACCAAUUUCUGCCCAUGUACCGAAAAUCCGCGAUCAAAUAGAAGACAACGAUGCAAUUGUUAGCGAUUUAGACAAAAGAAAAGAAGCUUAUGCAGCAGUAAAACGUGCAGCUGACGAUGUUAUUAACAAAGCAGGAAAUAGAGCAGAUCCAGCCGUGAAAGAUAUUAAACGCAAACUGGACAAACUAAAGACGCUUUGGGAUGACGUUCAAAAGGCCACCAAAGAUCGUGGUAAUUCUUUGGAAAAUGCUUUAGAUGCAGCUCAGAAAUUCUGGAAAGAGUUACACGCCAUUAUGGCCACUCUUAAAGACUUAGAAGAUUCAUUAGUGAGUCAAGAGCCUCCUGCAGUUGAACCUAAGGCUAUUCAAGAACAGCAAGUAGCGCUGCAAGAAAUUCGACAGGAAAUUGAUCAAACUAAGCCCGAGGUCGAUCAAGUAAGAUCAUCUGGUCAGAAAUUAAUGAAACUAUGCGGUGAACCCGACAAGCCAGAAGUCAAGAAGCACAUUGAAGAUCUAGAUAAUGCUUGGGAUAACAUCACAGCUCUGUAUGCUAAACGCGAGGAGAAUCUAAUUGAUGCUAUGGAGAAGGCCAUGGAGUUCCAUGAAACAUUACAAGACUUACUGGCCUUUUUGGAUAAAGCUGAGAGGAAAUUCGAAAAAAUGGGUCCACUUGGAACCGAUAUUGAUGCAGUUAAGAGACAGAUUGACCAACUAAAGGGUUUCAAAGCUGAAGUUGAUCCGCAUAUGGUAAAAGUUGAGGCGCUCAAUAGGAGUCUUAUAAGGCAAGCUCAAGAACUCACUGAACGCACAUCAGCCGAUCAAGCAGCAGCAAUUAAAGAACCUCUAUCUGCUGUUAAUAAGCGCUGGGAUGAUUUGUUGCGCGGCAUUGUGGAAAGACAAAGACAGCUAGAGAACGCUUUGUUACGUCUGGGACAAUUCCAGCAUGCUCUUAAUGAACUAUUAGUUUGGAUUUCAAAGACUGAUAAAACUUUGGAUGAGCUUAAACCUGUUGCUGGUGACGCUCAAGUUCUAGAAAUUGAAUUAGCAAAACUCAAAGUGUUGAUUAAUGAUAUUCAAGCUCACCAGACUAGUGUAGAUACGCUUAACGAUGCCGGUCGACAAAUCAUUGAAAGUGGCGAAGAUCGUCACGAAGCCUCCGCUACCCAGGAUAAACUGAAUACUCUAAAUACUCAAUGGCGGGCGUUAAUGCAAAAGGCUGCCGAUCGCCAACGGGAGCUCGAGGAUGCUUUGACCGACGCUCAUAGAUUUAAUGCAGAAAUUCAAGACCUGCUCUCUUGGCUGGGCGAUGUUGACGGUAUUAUCGCUGCUUCGAAACCAGUCGGUGGACUUCCAGAGACGGCUUCAGAACAACUUGAACGUUUUAUGGAAAUUUACAAUGAACUUGAAGAAAAUAGACCAAAAGUUGAAACGGUAUUAGCUCAAGGCCAAGAAUACCUAAGAAAGGCACCACCGAAUUCUGCAUCUAAUUUACAGCACAACUUGAAAACAUUGAAGCAGAGAUGGGACUCUGUCACAGCUAGAGCAAAUGACAAGAAGAUCAAACUUGAAAUCGCUCUUAAGGAAGCGACAGAAUUCCAUGAAUCAUUGCAAGCAUUUGUUGACUGGUUAACAAAUGCCGAGAAAAUCCUAACUAGCCUUAAACCGGUUUCAAGAGUACUGGAAACUGUCCAACAACAGAUAGAAGAGCAUAAAGUAUUUCAGAAGGAUGUCAGUGCUCAUCGAGAAAUUAUGCUUGCCCUUGAUAAGAAAGGAACACAUUUAAAAUAUUUCAGCCAGAAACAAGAUGUUAUUUUGAUUAAGAAUCUUCUCAUUAGUGUCCAGCACAGAUGGGAACGAGUAGCAUCUAAAUCGGCGGAACGUACAAGAGCUCUAGAUUUAGGUUACAAAGAGGCUAGAGAGUUCCACGACUCGUGGUCUGGUUUGAUGAAUUGGUUGGAAGAAACUGAACAAAACUUGGACGAUUAUAUGGCUGAUACCGCCGGAAAUGAUCCGGAGAAAAUCAAAGCUCGUCUUACCAAACACCAAGAAUUCCAACGAGCUUUAUCAGGUAAACAGGCGACAUAUGAUUCCGUAAUGAAAAAUGGCAAACAACUUAAAGAUAAGGCCCCGAAAACCGAUGAGCCUACUCUUAAACAAAUGCUUGCGGAUUUGAAAAAUAAAUGGACUGCCGUUUGCAAUAAGAGUGUUGAGAGACAAAGAAAAUUGGAAGAAGCUCUACUAUACUCUGGUCAGUACAAAGAUGCUAUUGCAGCUCUUUUGGAUUGGCUAAAAAGGGUAGAGAAGGAAUUGUCUCAGGAUAGCCCAGUUCACGGUGAUUUGGACACUGUUAAUCAUUUGGUGGACUUGCACAGACAAUUCGAAAAAGAAUUGGAAAAACGAAAUGACCAAAUGGAAUCGGUUAUGCGAAGCGGACAAGAAUUAGAACGAACAGCAAGUAAACACGAUGCGGCUAAUAUAAGGAAACAACUUACCGAACUUACCCAACUCUGGGAGUCUGUAACUGGUUUGACGCAUCUUAAAACCGAUCGUCUCCAUGAGGCUCUCAAAGAAGCCGAAAAACUUCACAGGUCGGUCAAUAUGAUUCUCGACUGGCUUUCCGACGCCGAAAUGAAGCUUCGGUUUGUUGGAAACACUCCAGAAGACGAGGCUGCCGCUUACGAACAACUCAAAGCACUUGAUGAAUUCCGUGUACAACUCAAUGAGAAGGAGCUCGAGAAAGAUCAGACAAUCGACUUGGCUCAUAGGAUUCUCGCCAAAGCCCACCCCGAUGCCAUCAACGUGAUCAAAAACUGGAUUAAGGUAAUACAGUCCAGGUGGGAAGAAGUGUCCCAAUGGGCUCUUCAACGCCACCAGAAAUUAUCCACACACAUGCAAUCUUUACGUGAUCUGGACGAGUCGUUAGAAGAACUCAUCCAAUGGUUAUUGGGACUGGAAAAUAAUCUCAUAGCUCUUAAAAGGGAAGAACUGCCAAUGGACAUUCCUGCCACUGAACAGCUCAUUGCUGAUCACAAGGAAUUCAUGGAAAAUACUCAAAAGCGACAGGGAGAAGUGGACAGAGUUUGCAAGGCUAGACAAGUGAAACCAGCCCAGGGACCAAGAGACGUUAAGAAAUUCGGAAAGGGCAAAGGACCUGUCCGUGGCUCACAGCACGAUCUUCACGAACAUUCAACUGAUUAUGGCAAUCUUGGUCGCAAACAAAGCUUCAAAGGGUCUCGAGAUUUGUUGUCCCAACGUGGAAGCCGCACCAGUCCAGGCAGAGAGCUCAGUCCAGAAUAUGGAUACCCUCACAUUGGGCCAAGGUUCCCUCCAUCUGGAAGCGAACCAGAAUUCCGAUCUCCAAGAGUCAAAUUCCUCUACGACAAGUGGCGUCACGUGUGGGUGCUUUCCUGGGAAAGACAGAGAGAGCUAUACGAUCAUCUGGCUUAUUUGAAGGAGAAAGAGAAGGCAGACAACUUCUCUUGGGACGACUGGAGGAAACGUUUCUUGAAGUUCAUGAACUACAAGAAGUCGCGUCUAACAGAUCUAUUUAGGAAAAUGGACAAGGAUAACAACGAAUUGAUUCCUAGGGAAGACUUUAUCGAUGGCAUUAUUAAGACCAAAUUCGACACUUCGAGGUUAGAAAUGAAACACGUAGCGGACAUGUUCGAUGAGAACAACAGAGGUCUGAUCGAUUGGAAGAAGUUCAUUGCUGCAUUAAGACCGGAUUGGGAAGAAAAGACACCCGAUAACGAUGCUCAGAAGAUACACGACGAGGUGAAGCGGUUGGUGAUGUUGUGUACUUGUCGGCAGAAGUUCAGAGUGUUCCAAGUUGGAGAAGGAAAAUACAGGUUUGGCGACAGUCAAAAACUGCGCUUGGUUCGUAUUCUCCGAAGUACCGUAAUGGUACGUGUCGGAGGUGGAUGGGUAGCCUUAGAUGAAUUUUUACUGAAGAACGAUCCAUGCAGAGCUCACGAACACUUAGCCGAACUGAUGCCGAUCUUUGACGAGAUCCGGGCUAGAGGGGAGAUAGGCAACGCGUAUCCGCUGCACGUGGGUUCAAACGCCGGACCCACCCUUCACUUGGCCCACGUCAAUCCGAACACUUGCUAUUGGGUCAGAGAAAGGUCACAGAGGUCAGUACCAAUGGGAAGCUUACCGCGCAAUACCAAAUCAUCAUUAUCUGCUGGAACUCCCGAUUCAUUAAGCGACAAUGAGAGUGGAUUUAGAACGCCAAGAAGGCCGACGUAUCGGUCAAACAUCACCCCUGGUGGAUCGAGAAACAACUCGAGACCAGCAUCUAGAACGGGUAGCAGGCCUGGAAGUAAACCACCUUCUAGGCAUGGGUCGAAUUUGUCACUAGAUAGUACAGAUGAUACCCCUUCGAGAAUACCUAGACGAACACCAACUACCUCAGGUCGCAGUUCAGCAACGCUGUCGUCUGCCAAAAAGACAACUCUGAACGGAACGGGUUCAAGGCCAAGGACACCUAGUGGUCUUCGGUCGCCUGCUAGUCCAGCUCCUAGAUCAACGGGCAUAUCCAGAGCCUCAAGCAUACCAACCUUAACAGGACUUAGUUCAAGUUCAUCAAGGUCUCGCAUACCGAUAUACAGAGGACAUAGUAAGGACGAACCAGAGUCACUUUCUACGUCCAGUUCCUGUUCUAUGUCGCUUUCUUCUGGUGACAAAUCACUAUCAAGUAAAUCGAAAAUUCCAAUUCUAAAGAGGAGCGCAAGUUCAAACAAAGUUAGGCAAGUGACAAUUGGCGUUGCCCCAACGUUAAGGACUGCCUCUAGGACACGAACACCAUCAGGCUCCAACACGCCAGUCCAUCCAGACCAACAGACCGCAGUGUCCAGACUUCUGCGACGACCAUCUGGAGCGUCAGAGACACCUACCGGCGUUGCGCGUAAAAAGAAGUCGUCUAUCGAAGACAGGGAGCCAUUUAGGUUAUAAUUACUUUUACAAAAACACAUUUAGUUAGGUUUCUUAACUUAUUUCAACUUACAAUGACUGACAUAA
Molecule: messenger RNA, 26004 nt
Organism: Sitophilus oryzae (rice weevil)
Lineage: Eukaryota; Metazoa; Arthropoda; Insecta; Coleoptera; Curculionidae
Gene: shot
Product: microtubule-actin cross-linking factor 1
Biological process (GO): wound healing; intermediate filament cytoskeleton organization
Cellular component (GO): intermediate filament; membrane; cytoplasm
Molecular function (GO): microtubule binding; structural molecule activity; calcium ion binding
Source: RefSeq, a predicted model, not a curated record